AUGUCAACUUCCAGUGAUCGAUAUCAACAAUCGCCUCAGAUAUAUAGAUUUAAACUAUGCCAAAACCAAGAAGAUUUUGCGCAUAUUUCAAUAUUAAUAUACAAUAUACGAACACUUCAAGAAUUAAAACAACGAAUUAUUGCCGAGUAUGGUUUAACAUCAUCACGUAUACGUUUGCUGAAAUAUUCUGAACCAACUCAGCGGUGGUUGUCUUUACCUGAUAGUGAUCAAAAUCUUGAAAUACGUUAUUUAAAUAUUGCUAAUAAUGAUUAUAUUAGUUACAUAGAGUUGAAAAACAGACAAUAUGCUUAUGUGAACUCUUUAUCGAAUGGUCAUUACUAUCCGCGUGGUACAACAUCAAUUAUUGAACGAAAAGCCCCCGUUACAUCAACACAAACAUUAAAAUUAUUCGAAACGCCUAAUCUAAAUGCUAAGCAUUAUUUUUUAGAUGAUUUACUAUUUCAAACAACAACCAUUAAACUAAUCAAACAAAAGGCUGCUGAACAAAUACAAAUACCUUACAUCAAUCAAAAAACUAAUUUGUUCGUAUAUGAUGAUAAAAAUACUAAAUGGACAAAAUAUGAUCAUAUUCUAGAUGAUUGUACUUUAGAAGAAUUGGAUAUUAAAAAUUGUACAGCCAUCAGUAUCAAAAUAGAUAAAGACAUUGCUGAUGAUGAUGGAGAUAAUGGUGUUACUGCUGCAGAUCGACACAAGAAAGUAAAACGUGAACUAGGUAUAUGUGGUCUAAAAAAUAUGGGUAGUACUUGUUAUAUGAAUAGUGCACUUCAGUGUCUAAAUAGUAUACCACAAUUGAUUAAAUUCUAUGAAACUCUAGAAGAUGACCAUGCUGAUGACCAUCCGGUAAGUGAUGUAUACAGUAAAUUAAUAAAAAGAAUGUGGUCCGAGUCCGAUCAGUCAUCUUGUAUAACACCUCGACAAUUAAAAGCAGUAGUUGAUAAAAUUGCACCUGUAUUUAGUGAUCAUCGACCCAAAGAUUCACAUGAGUUUAUCAAUUUUUUUUUACAUGCAUUACAACAAGAACAACCCGUAUUAAUAAAUAAGUUAUUCUAUGGUCAAAUAUCAUCAACUGUUACUUGUCUCGAUUGUAAAAGUAAAGAAUCAAGACAAGAAUUAAUCAGUUUUCUACCAUUACCAAUUGAAAAUAAAACACAAAUUCAAAUUCAUUAUAUUCAAUAUAAUGGUAAAGAAGAACAAUUGUCUCUAGAAUUGUCUGUAAAAUAUAGAACAACUGUAUUAGAUUUAAUUAAAUGUUUCAUUCAUAAAUAUGUUCCUAAUCUAAACAAAAAUCAAAUAAAACCAGUAAGAUUGAAUGAAGAUCAAAUUAGUAGUGAAUACAAAUUGACUAAUUAUUUAACAACUCUUUAUGAUAAUAGAAUAGCUUUAUUUCAAUUACCAUCAAUAGAUGAAGAAGAAGAACAUAUGCUAUGCUUAUUUGUUAAUUAUUCUACACAAUGCCAGUUUCGUCCUCCUGUAUACCUUAUAAAACCAAAAUAUAAUUGUCGUUCAAGUGAUUUGAGAGAACAAUUAAACUCGAUAAUUCAACAUUUGAAAACAACAAUUAAUGAUGAAAAUAUGAAAUAUGAAGUUUCAUGGACAACUAUUGAUAGACAGAGACAAAAUUUAAACAUAAAUGACAACGAUAAUCAAAUUUUAUCUACCAUCCGUGCAGUAACAAUUAGUUUAAAGCAGUCCUACGUCGAAAUAUAUAAAUCAAAACAAACUAAAGUAGCCACAAUAAUGCAAUCAAAAUAUUUAACGUUAGAAAAGUUAUUAGGAAACUUUUUUCUUGAAGAUAUAUUGGAUGGUAAAUAUUAUUGUUCAGAAUGUCGGCAAAUGACACAGGGUAAGCAAAAAUCGGAUUUAUGUCGACCAUUACCAACAAUAUUCAUUAUACAAUUGAAACGUUUUCCAUAUGAUAAAUAUUCAAAUGAAAAAAUAGAUACAUUUAUUGAAUAUCCAAUUGAAAAUUUAAAUCUUUAUGAUUAUUUAAUAAAAACAGAUGAAAUAGUUAUAAAUGAUGAUGACAGUCAAUCUAGUAGAUAUAAUUUAAUUUCGAUUUCAAAUCAUUAUGGUAAAACCUUAUCAUCUGGUCAUUAUAUAACGUAUGCUAAAAAUUAUCAAACACAACGUUGGUAUUCAUUUAAUGAUGACUAUAGUAGAGAAAUUGCUUCUGAUAAACAAACAUUAAUUACACAAGAUGCAUAUAUAUUAAUUUAUAUGAAACAAAAUGCAGACUAUAAAACGUGA
This is a messenger RNA of Didymodactylos carnosus, 2268 nucleotides long. Lineage: Eukaryota; Metazoa; Rotifera; Eurotatoria; Philodinida; Philodinidae. The record is from the annotation of a GenBank genome assembly.